Messenger RNA from Aphanomyces astaci, 681 nucleotides. RefSeq lists its product as hypothetical. The transcript is spliced from 3 exons. The record is from RefSeq and is a predicted model, not a curated record. The annotation marks the transcript as partial. Gene Ontology annotation, molecular function: nucleic acid binding; zinc ion binding. NCBI's taxonomy places the organism in Eukaryota, Oomycota, Saprolegniomycetes, Saprolegniales, Verrucalvaceae.
AAUGGGAGACCGGAAAGGGGAUGGCAAAGGCCGCGGCGGGUCGAGGAAGGGUCUGAACCCGCUUCUGCCUCAUAACAACCGCAUGAGCAGCAGCUCUGCGUUGAAGAUGACGGGAAUAUGGACGCAGACUAUCGGAUAUGAUCCAUAUGCACAGGAGGGAGACCGACAACAAGAGGAAGAAGCCGCAGCUGCGACGAGGGAGCGAGCCAAAGGCAUCAUGGCUUUGGCAACGUUGUCGAAUCAAGGAAACGAAGCACGAGGCGCGUGUAAAAAGUGUGGGAUGAUGGGCCAUUUGACAUUUCAGUGCCGAAACUUUCAGGUGGCCGCUCCCAAGGAGGACGAGGUACGAUACGAUCCCUCGUUGUUCCAGUCGUAUAGGUUAUUGCAUGAUACGUAGUCGUCGGACGACAGCGACAGCAGCACCGACGACGAUGCCAGCCGUCGCUCUCGUGAGCCCAAGAAGAAGCGAAAACGCAGUCGAUCGCCCAAGAAGAAGUCGAAAAAGGACAAGAAAGUCAAGAAGAAGGGCAGUAGUAGCAAGAAGAAGAAGCACAAAAGUGAGUGAUUAAACACCAAGUAGUUAGUACCCGUUGGUUGGAAACGAAUCGCCGGCACAUGGACAUGUCGUUGGAACCAGGAAAAGGGCAAAGAGUACUUUCUCAAAGUGCAAUAUGGAAUAUC